AUGACGCUACAAACACUGGCCUGCAGAGGCAUGGCCACAACUUUGAAACCUUCUGGGAUCAGAGCGGGCCUCAUAUUGUCCAGAAUUCCCAUUGUAACGCAAGAUUUGAGCAAGCUUGAAAAACAGUAUUAUGAGUACCAAAGCGAGCUGGAAAAGCGGUUAAUGUGGACUUUUCCGCAGUAUUUCUACUUCAAACGGGGUACGUUGGCGGAAAAACGGUUUUUGGCGGCGCAGAAGGGCCCCGUCAGCAAACAGCCAGGAGUGUGGUUUCCAAAAGGCGUUCCAGACAUCAAACACAACAGAGAGAGACGCAGCAAGCAGGUGGUCAACUUGCCACAGAACUUUGGCUCUGCAGGUGGUGACCAGGUCAGCGAAUCCGACAGCAUCUCAAGGCCCAUAGUGCCCAACUCAAGAAUCACAGAAGCAGACCGCACCAACGACACACAAAGCCUGGAAAGAAAGCUGAGUGCCACUUUGUACCUGCUGGUGCAGAGCACGGAGGGCAAAUGGGCUUUCCCCAGCUUCCCAGUGGCUUCUGAAAAGGGUGCCAAACAAGCAUUGCAUGUCACGGCGGAAUCUGGCCUUAGAGAACUGGGUGGACCAAAUGUAAAUACUUGGACGGUUUCCAGCACUCCUGCUGGCGUCUUAAACGGCCCGGAUUCCGCCGAGUUUUUGGUCAAAUCCCACAUCAUUUCCGGAAAAUUUGAUCUUCAGCAUAAGUCCCAGUAUAACGAUUUUGCAUGGCUGACCAAAAGCGAGAUUCAGCAACGUGUUGAUGCCGCGUAUUACCAAGGUCUAUCUUGGCUGCUGGCAGACAACUGA
Molecule: messenger RNA, 822 nt
Organism: Lachancea meyersii CBS 8951
Lineage: Eukaryota; Fungi; Ascomycota; Saccharomycetes; Saccharomycetales; Saccharomycetaceae
Source: the annotation of a GenBank genome assembly